UGAUGUUGGUUUGUUUUUCAAUCAAAGGCAUCUCUAUCUUAAAAUAUGUAGGAUACACUUAUUAUUUAACCCGUGAGCGUUGUAUGCUUACAUGACAAGUGACACGGUUUAACCGAGUCGACGCCGGGGGCCCGGCAGCAACAACAUCAUCAAUAAUACGGACAUAGCUAUCAAGGAUACAUUCGCACUGAGCCAAUUAGCGAAGGCAGAAUUGUUUUUUAAUUCGUCAAGCGGGAGACAUAAUUUAGUGACAGUGGUUUACAAAUAUCCUUCUAACGGUGUGAUGUGUGUAUGUGAGCCUGGUGUUGGCAAGUAGCAGAAUAACCACCCAGGAGGAUGAAUGCAGAGGAAGUGGAGCUGCUCAGUGACUCCAAGUACAGGAAUUAUGUGGCGGCGGUGGACAAGGCCCUCAAGAACUUUGAGUACUCUAGCGAAUGGGCAGACCUCAUCUCUGCACUGGGCAAACUCAACAAGGUAUUGCAAAGCAAUGCCAAGUACCAGGUGGUGCCCAAGAAGCUGACGAUAGGCAAGCGUCUGGCUCAAUGCCUCCACCCAGCUCUGCCCAGCGGGGUGCACCGCAAGGCCCUGGAGACCUACGAGAUCAUCUUCAAGAUCAUAGGGCCCAAGAGGCUGGCCAAAGACCUCUUCCUCUACAGCUCUGGGCUGUUCCCUCUACUCUCCAAUGCUGCUAUGUCUGUGAAGCCGGUGCUGCUGGGCCUGUAUGAGACCUACUACCUGCCCCUGGGAAAGACCCUCAAACCUGGCCUGCAGGGGCUGCUGACUGGAGUACUACCGGGCCUGGAGGAGGGCUCUGAAUACUAUGAUAGGACCAACACGUUGCUGGAGAAGGUGGCUGCGGCGGUGGAGCAGUCGGCCUUCUACAGUGCUCUGUGGGGCAGCAUCCUGACCAGCCCCGCCGUGCGUCUGCCCGGGGUCACUUUUGUUCUGCUGCACCUCAACCGCAAACUCUCUAUGGAGGACCAGCUCUACGUCAUGGGCAGCGACAUCGAGCUCAUGGUGGAGGCAGUCAGCACAUCGGUGCAGGACUCCAGUGUUCUGGUCCAGAGGAGCACCCUGGACCUGAUCCUCUUCUGCUUCCCAUUUCACAUGAGUCAGGCCACCAGUCCAGACAUGAUUCGGAUCCUCUCUGCAGCGCUGCACGUGGUUCUGAGGAGGGACAUGUCACUCAACCGCAGACUAUACGCCUGGCUGCUGGGCUUUGACAACAAUGGUGUGAGGACAGGCCCUCGCAGCUCUCGACAGAGCAACCCUGAGGACCACGCUACCCACUAUUUCAAUACCUACUCCAAGGACAUGCUGGUCCAGGCAAUGGUGGGGAUCCUGCAAGGGAAGGCCCGAGGCGGGGAGGAGGAGAGCGUCCUGAUGCAUGACCUCAAGCCUUUCCGCAUUCUCAUCAGRCUGCUGGACAAACCUGAACUCGGACCAGCCAUCCUGGAGGACGUGCUGAUCGAGGUGUUCAGGACAUUACACACACAGUGCCGAGCAGAGCUGGACCUGCAGAACCACCACCCGUUCAGCAAGGACCAUGCUCAUCUCAGCAGCAAACUGCGGGAGAACAAGAAAACUGCAGAGCUUAUCAAAACGGCCAAUCUCCUCUUCAACUCUUUUGAGCCGUACUACAUGUGGGACUACAUCGCUCGCUGGUUGGAGGACUGCUGCAGGAAGGCAAAGAAUGGACCAGGGAAUGCUGGGAGCACAGAGUCCUCAGGGCUCUCAUUGGUGGAGUUCUGUCAGCUGGUGGACUUCCUACUGGACAUUGUGUCCUUGGAGACCUACAUAGAGAUCCAGACGGAGCACCUUCCCCAGCUGCUGCUGCGCAUGGUGUCUGCCCUGACCUCUCACCUCCCGGCCCUGGGCCUUGGGGAGCUCACCCACUGCCUGCGCCUCUGCUCCAAGAUCCUCAGCAAGGUGCAGCCCCCCCUGGGGCUGUCCCUGCCCACGGGCCCCCUCGCCUCCACAGUCGCUGCUAAGGAGGAGAAACGGCCCCUGCCCUCUACUCUGGAGCUCCCCAGCGGCGAGGUGUUUGAGAACGGGGAGAACCCCAACAGCAGUCGCUUCUCCGAGAGUGGCUUCACAGACUUUGUCCAGUACCAGGCCUCUGAGGAACCAGCACCCGCUCUGCCUUCCCUCAAGGUGGGCUGCAGCAGCUCCCUCCCAGCCUCCCAGAACAAGCCGCAGGACAAGCCCGUCAUGCAGUGCUGCCUGGAGCACUUCCAGCACUUUCUAUCCCGCCUGGUCACCCUUUACAUCACCCCGGGGAUGGUAGAGGGAGCUGGGGGCGAGAGGAGCGAUGUGGUGCGAGCGGAACCAGAGGGCGGUGCCCAGCACAACGGGCGUGAUGUGGUUGAGGUCCCGGGGCAAAGAGAGUGUCUGGCGGCCUUUACUGCUGCCUGCCAGCUCUUCCUGGAGUGUUCCAGCUUCCCUGUCUACAUCGCCGAGGGCAACCUCAAGUCAACGCCCCCGCCUAAGGAGCAGACUGACAGCGAGCAGAUGUGUCCUGCCGUGUGGUUGCAGACCCUGAUGGACGCCUGCUGCCUGGCCAGUAACUUCAGCGUCCAGGGCGUGGCCAUCUCCCUGGUCAUGGACCUGGUGGGCCUCACCCAGUCCGUCGCCAUGGUCACCGCCGAGGGCAGCAUCGCCGGUGGCAACCUAGACUCCACUCAGUCCAUGAGCCCUAGCCAGGGCCGUGUUGCUGUGGUGAUCAGGCCACCACUCACACAGGGAAUCCUGAAGUACAUUGCAGAGAAGACAGACUUCUUCAAGGGGGGNCUUGAGGCCCAUGUGAAGUUCUCUGUGCUUUGGCAUCUGACCAGAGACUUGAACAUCACCAAGUCUUCCCCUUUCAACCGCACCUUUGACAGGUCUCUGUUCAUCAUGCUGGACAGUCUAAGUUACUGGGAUGCGUCGGCCAGCGCAGUGGGCCGGGCCUGGCUCAACCAGGUGCUCCAGAGGCACGACAUCGCCCGGGUCCUGGAGCCCCUCCUGCUGCUGCUGCUGCACCCNCUUGAGGCCCAUGUGAAGUUCUCUGUGCUUUGGCAUCUGACCAGAGACUUGAACAUCACCAAGUCUUCCCCUUUCAACCGCACCUUUGACAGGUCUCUGUUCAUCAUGCUGGACAGUCUAAGUUACUGGGAUGCGUCAGCCAGCGCAGUGGGCCGGGCCUGGCUCAACCAGGUGCUCCAGAGGCACGACAUCGCCCGGGUCCUGGAGCCCCUCCUGCUGCUGCUGCUGCACCCCAAGACCCACCGRGUGUCCAUCCAGCGCGUCCAGGCCCAGCGCCACUGGGCCCAGGCGUUCCCUAACCACAACCCCCAGGCCGAACAGGACCCCUCAGAACCCAUCUACAUGAGAGACUCGGGAAUCUCUGACAACUUCAGCCAGAUGCCAGGGGACUCUCUGAAGUCAGGGCUCCGAGGGCUGCCGUUGAGCGACAUGGAGCCCUUCUGCCUGACAGUCAACCCUCUGAGUGACAGCCUGUCCCUGCUCAGCCUGAGCAGUGAGAACCUGGCGCUGAGCGGUGACUACCAUCCCCCUGACCAGCAGGGGGAACCCCACCUCCACGGCUCUGAGUCCAGCGGCUCCCACUCCUCCUCCAUAGACAAUGGCAGCUUCGAGGAGCCAGACGGCACCUGCAGCACAGUGAACGGAUGUGGAUCCGACCAAGUCCCUGUCCUUAUAGAGUCAGACAGUAUGGUUCCUGAUGAGGAGGAUUCACUAGAAGAGGUUGUGUUGUCGGUGUUAAAUGAGUUGAUAGACAAGGUGGUGGGUAUGGGAGAGGAGGAYGGGCCACCUGAAACGCCGUCCCCCCCUGAAGCGUGGGCGCAAACGGACUCAGAUAGCUCCUCAUCAGACACGCAGGCCGGUCUUCGGCUCGAUUCGGGCACCGACGCCCCCUCCCACCGCCUCGAGAUGUUAGCGGGUGGCACCCUGGGGUUCUUCCAUGUCACCCCACCGGACCAGACAGGGGAGGAGUGGGAGAGGCACCGCGAGGGCAUCACUCGCCACAGCUCGUCCCCCUCCAUCGUGACCCUACCGGACAGCUCGGGCCCGGCCGCCCCUCACGACCGGAACCUCCGCUUGGACGUCGUGGACCUGCGGGCCCGUAAGCGCUCCCACAGCAGCACCCAGCUCAGCCUCAAGGGUAAGAUCAUGGAGCGUCUGCAAGACAAGUCCCCCGGCGCCAAGCCCAAGGUCAAGAAGAGCAAGAGGAAGGAGGAGGAGAGGCAGAGGAAGGCCCUGCAGGCCGAGAAGCUCCGGCCGCCCAGCAUCUUCUUCGGAGACAGCCUGGAUCUGGAGAACUGGUACAGCUGCGGAGAAGGUGAGGUGUCCGAGAUCGAGAGUGACACCGGCUCGCCCAGUGGGGGCGGAGACGUGAGCGGGGACAAUGGUCCCAACGGGAGAGUGGGGCGUAGAGCUUCCGCCUCGCCGCCUCGGUUCAACAUCCACCCCCUCUACCAGCACGUGCUGCUCUACCUGCAGCUGUACGACUCAUCCCGCACGCUGCACGCCCUUUCGGCCAUCGCCGCCAUGCUGCGGGCYGCGCCAUCGGACUUCGUGGACGCCAUCUCCACCACCAGCAUCAACAACACCUACACYCCCCAGCUGUCACUGCUGCAGAACCUGCUGGCACGCCACCGCGUCUCCGUCAUGGGUAAGGACUUCUACUGCCCCAUCUCCCAGGACAGCCACUCCCACUCGUUCCGCAGCGCCAUGUUCCUAGAGAUCAUCAUCUCCCUCUGCCUCUACUUCCUGCGCUCCUACUACUCUGCCCACGUGGGCACGGCCGCCACCGACCUGGCGGGCAACCGGGCCAUGCAGCUGACCAGCUUGGAGGUCCUCACCCURCUCUUCAGRGAGCUGUCCAAGGUGACCGGKGGCUCYGCCAAAGGCUUCYCCAGCUUCAUCAGCGACGUGCUGUCCAAGUGUAAGGUCCAGAAGGUGGUGCUMCACUGCCUGCUCUCCUCCAUCUUCUCGGCCCAGAAGUGGCACGAGCAGCGGGCGGCCGGCGUCAACGUGGCCUCCCAGGAGGAGGGUCUCUCAGAGGACAGCGUCAUCAACCUCUCAGAAGAUCAGAUGGARGGCUGCAGCGCCGUUCAGUCCCAGCUGCUGAGGCUUCUCCAGAGCCUGGUGGUGCUGGAYCACAGGGUCCUAGUGCCCGCCGAGGAGGGSGGCGACGGGGGGCCCGUGGUCYUCCCGGGGGGUGUAACAUUAGGGGUMGUAACYUUAGGGACGGGUAGCGGGGCAGGGWCGGGCUUCGAACUGCUGGGKGMCGAGGUGGAGCACAUGAACCCACAGCAGCCAAUGACGUCGCUGCAGUACCUUCACGGGCAGCCUAUCACGGCGCAGGGCAUGUUCCUGUGUGCGGUGAUCCGGGCGCUGCACCAGCACCACGCGUGUAAGAUGCACCCGCAGUGGAUCGGCCUGAUCACGGCCACGCUGCCCUACAUGGGCAAGGUACUGCGCAGGGUGGUGGCCUCGGUAACGCUGCAGCUCUGUAGGAAUCUGGAUAACCUCAUUCAACAGUACCGCUAUGAGACCGCCAUCACAGACACCAGACCUCAGUGGAUGGCCCUGUGCAUCCCCCCAGAUUUGAUUCUAACAGUACUGGAAGGAGUGACGGCUAUCAUCCACUACUGUCUACUGGACCCAUCCUCCCAGUACCACCAGCUGCAGGUGAGUGUGGACCAGAAGCACRUGGCGGAGGCUCGCUCAGGGAUCCUGUCCAUCCUCCACACCAUCAUGUCCUCCGUCACCCUGCUGUGGAGCGUCCUGUACCAGGCCGACAGCACAGACCGGCCAGCUGCCGCCUCCGCUGCGUCCACUUCCAACAUCAACCUGGGAUCCACCAAGAACUUGCGUCAGCAGAUCCUGGAGCUGCUKGGCCCCAUCUCCAUGAACCACGGAGCCCACUUCAUGGCAGCUAUCGCCUACGUGUGGAACGAGAGGAAGCAGGUCAAGACCUCUGCCGCUUACAAGGUGAUCCCCACUGCAAGUGAGGAGCAGUUGUUGUUGGUGGAGCUGGUGCGGUCGGUCAGUGCCAUGCGGACCGAGACCGUGAUGCAGACGGUCAAAGAGGUCCUGAAGCAGCCGCCGGCCAUCGCCAAAGAGAAGAAGCAUCUGUCUCUGGAGGUGUGCAUGCUGCAGUUCUUCUAUGCCUACGUUCAGAGGAUCCCUGUGUCCAGUCUGGUGGACAGUUGGCCAUCUCUGCUGGCCCUGCUGAAGGACUCGGUACAGCUGGGGCUGCCUGCUCCUGGACAGUUCCUCAUACUGGGAGUUCUGAAUGAGUUCAUCCUCAAGAACCCGAACCUGGAGAGCAAGAAGGACCAGCGGGAGCUGCAGGAUGUGACCCACAAGGUGGUGGAGGCCAUCGGAACCAUCGCAGGCUCCUCUCUGGAACAGACCACCUGGCUGAGGAGGAACCUGGAGGUCAAGGCGUCGCCACAGAUCACGGUGGACGGGACCAGCCUGGAGCAAGACGUAGAGGAUCUAAUGCUCACAGUGAUGGAGGCAUCCAGCUUCACUCCAUCAGUGUACAGCGUUCACGCCCUCACACUGCUAGCGGAGGUGCUGGCCCAUCUCCUAGACAUGGUGUUCUACAGUGAUGAGAAGGAGAGGGUGAUCCCCCUACUGGUGAACAUUAUGCACUAUGUCGUGCCCUACCUCCGCAACCACAGUGCCCACAACGCCCCCAGCUACCGGGCGUGUAUCCAGCUGCUGAGCAGCCUGAGUGGGUACCAGUACACCCGGCGGGCCUGGAAGAAAGAAGCCUUCGACCUUUUCAUGGACCACACCUUUUUCCAGAUGGAUUCCUCCUGUGUCAGCCAUUGGAGAGCCAUCAUUGAUCAUCUUAUGACCCACGACAAGACCACGUUUAGAGAUCUUAUGACUCGUGUGGCGGUGGCUCAGAGCAGCUCUCUGAAUCUGUUCUCUAACCGAGACGCAGAGCUGGAGCAGAGAGCCAUGCUAGUUCUGAAUGAGUUCAUCCUCAAGAACCCAAACCUAGAGAGCAAGAAGGACCAGCGGGAGCUGCAGGAUGUGACCCACAAGGUGGUGGAGGCCAUCGGGACCAUCGCAGGCUCCUCUCUGGAGCAGACCACCUGGCUGAGGAGGAACCUGGAGGUCAAGGCCUCGCCACAGAUCAUGGUGGACGGGACCAGCCUGGAGCAAGACGUAGAGGAUCUAAUGCUCACAGUGAUGGAGGCGUCCAGCUUCACUCCAUCUGUGUACAGCGUUCACGCCCUCACACUGCUAGCGGAGGUGCUGGCCCAUCUCCUAGACAUGGUGUUCUACAGUGAUGAGAAGGAGAGGGUGAUCCCCUUACUGGUGAACAUUAUGCACUAUGUCGUGCCCUACCUCCGCAACCACAGUGCCCACAACGCCCCCAGCUACCGGGCGUGUAUCCAGCUGCUGAGCAGCCUGAGUGGGUACCAGUACACCCGGCGGGCCUGGAAGAAAGAAGCCUUCGACCUUUUCAUGGACCACACCUUUUUCCAGAUGGAUUCCUCCUGUGUCAGCCAUUGGAGAGCCAUCAUUGAUCAUCUUAUGACCCACGACAAGACCACGUUUAGAGAUCUUAUGACUCGUGUGGCGGUGGCUCAGAGCAGCUCUCUGAAUCUGUUCUCUAACCGAGACGCAGAGCUGGAGCAGAGAGCCAUGCUGCUCAAACGCCUGGCCUUCACCAUCUACAGCAGCGAGGUGGACCAGUACCAGAAAUACCUACCUGACAUACAGGAGCGGCUGGUGGAGAGUCUGCGUCUGCCCCAGGUGCCCAUCCUCCAUGCCCAGGUGUUCCUGUUCUUCAGAGUUCUACUGCUGCGCAUGUCUCCUCAACACCUCACCUCACUGUGGCCCACCAUGAUCACUGAACUGGUUCAGGUCUUUUUACUCAUGGAGCAGGAGCUUACUGCAGACGAGGACAUGUCAAGGACGUCAGGUCCAUCGGUGGCUGGCCUAGAGACCACCUACUCUGGAGGGAACGGUUUCUCCACCUCCUACAACAGCCAGCGCUGGCUCAACCUCUACCUGUCUGCCUGCAAACUGCUGGACCUGGCCCUGGCCCUGCCCUCAGAGAGCCUGCCCCAGUUCCAGAUGUACCGUUGGGCCUUUAUCCCCGAGGCAUCUGAUGACUCGGGCCUGGAGGUGAGACGACAGGGGACCCACCAGAGAGAGUUCAAACCCUAUGUUGUCCGACUAGCCAAGCUGCUGAGGAAACGAGCCAAGAAGAACCCAGAGGAGGACUGUUCCCUGCGUACUCUGUCCUGGGAACCGGGCCACCUCACCCUGACACUCUACAUGAUCCGCAGCAUGGAGCAGCUCCUCCCCUUCUUCAACCUGCUCAGUCAGGUGUUCAACAGUAAGGCCAGCAGCCGCAAUGGCCCUACCCACAACGCCGCCCCUAGCCACUCUGGCCACUCCUUCCCCAACAAGGAGGGCAAGCUGGAGAGCCAAAAAGUGUUCUGGAGCCGGGCACGGCAGAACAUUGAGGAGAUGGUUGAGAAAGACUUUUUAGAGGGCCUUAUCAAGACGUGAACAUGAGGGACAGAGGGAAAUGUAUUUUCCGAGGCGAUAUAUAUUAAUUAAAAACAUUAGUGAAUAAAACUAAUCUUGUAUAUAAUGGAACAUAUUAGGGACAUAAACCAUGGAACUAAAAAUACAUCUGUUUUCUGUUUUUGUAUUUAUGACUAUUUUACUUUUCAAAGGCUUUUAAUUAUUUGUAUAUAAAGGGCAGCUGUGAAGACUGAUUUUGACAGUUUGUGUAAGCCCUCUGGGACAAUGUGAAGAUGCUGUGCAAUUCUAUAUGGUUGUGACUUACUGAAUUAAAGACUUCAUGAGAUCCA
Molecule: messenger RNA, 8858 nt
Organism: Salvelinus sp. IW2-2015
Lineage: Eukaryota; Metazoa; Chordata; Actinopteri; Salmoniformes; Salmonidae
Source: RefSeq, a predicted model, not a curated record